UCCUGAAAGCAUGUACGAUAUUUUACUUACGGCAUCCUUUUGUUUUUGAUUAGCCACUACGGACACUACUACGCUAUGCAUGAAAAUAUUUUCCAAGUUUCCGGCAUAUACAAGCAAACGAAAUAACAAUUCAAGUGUCACGUUCGAUAAAUGAAAGAACUAAAUAAGCACAGUCUAGCUAUUUGUCGCUGCAUUUUUUCUUAAAUAUGGAAGACGAUGCCCCUGUCAUAUAUGGUCUCGAGUUCCAGGCUCGUGCACUAACAGCCCAGACAGCUGAGACAGAUGCUAUUCGAUUUCUUGUGGGAACACAGUCCCUUAAGUUUGACAACCAGAUACACAUCAUCGACUUUGAUGAUGAAAACAACAUCAUCAAUAAGAAUGUCCUCCUGCACCAAGCCGGGGAGAUAUGGCACAUCGGCACCAGUCCCGCUGAUAAAUGCGUGUUGACGACGUGCUACAACAAAACCUCCGACUGUAAGGUGACGGGCUGUGCAGCCGUGUGGAGGAUGCCUGCUGAAUGGGAAUCAGGCAGUCAUGAAUCCCCGGACGAUUCAUCAAACAGCCCACAGACUCUGGAGCUCCUCUGUCACCUUGACAACACAGCCCACGGCAACAUGGCCUGCGUUCUGUGGGAGCCCAUGGGCGACGGCAAGAGGCUGCUCUCGCUGGCCGAUAAUCACGUUCUGCUGUGGGACCUUCAGGAGAGCUCCAGCAAGGCCGUGAUCUCCAGCUCGGCCACUCUGGAGGGGAAGGGGCAGCUGAAGUUUACGUCAGGAAAGUGGAGCCCUCACCAUAACUGCACACAGCUGGCCACGGCUAACGACACUGCCAUCCGAGGCUGGGACCUCCGCAGUAUGAGUCAGAUCUACUGCAUUGACAACGCUCAUGGGCAGCUGGUGCGAGACCUGGACUUCAAUCCCAACAAGCAGUACUACCUGGCCAGCUGUGGGGAUGAUUGCAAAGUCAAGUUCUGGGAUGUGAGGAACAUUGGCGAACCAGUGAAGACCCUGGAAGAGCACUCCCAUUGGGUGUGGAGCGUCCGCUACAACCACUCUCAUGACCAGCUGCUGCUGACGGGCAGCAGCGAUAGCCGGGUCAUCCUCUCCAACAUGGUGUCCAUCUCCUCCGAGCCCUUCGGCCACAUGGUCGAUGAGGACGAGCUCAGCGACGUGGAGGACAACGGCCAGGAAGAGAAAUGCAAGGAGCCCCUGCAGGACAGCAUCAUCGCCACCUACGAGGAGCACGAGGACAGCGUGUACGCCGUGGAAUGGUCCUCGGCCGACCCCUGGCUCUUCGCCUCGCUCAGCUACGACGGCAGGCUGGUCAUAAACAGGGUGCCCCGCGCUCUCAAAUACCGCAUCCUGCUAUAGGAGCGAGAACAGAACCCACACACCACCUCACCCUCACCUUCACCUUCGCCCCCACACCCCCAACCCGGUCCCCUGCCUGUGUGCUGCUGUUUUAUCUGAUCUACAGGGAUCUGAGGGAGGGAGGAAGGGAGAGAAAAAAAAAAACCAAGCCGGAGCUCCACUGGUGGUGUCUGAUCUGCGGGGAACCUGAGGGAGAAAGGGAGGGAUGCAGAGA
This is a messenger RNA of Conger conger (European conger), 1584 nucleotides long. RefSeq names its product EARP complex and GARP complex interacting protein 1 (gene eipr1). Lineage: Eukaryota; Metazoa; Chordata; Actinopteri; Anguilliformes; Congridae. Gene Ontology annotation, biological process: protein ubiquitination. Bases 207 to 1370 code for a protein of 387 amino acids. The record is from RefSeq and is a predicted model, not a curated record. Gene Ontology annotation, molecular function: protein binding. The transcript is spliced from 9 exons.